CGUUUUUUGUUGUCUGUUGUUUUUGAUGAAUUUGGAGGAGUGGGUUAGGGUUCGAAGGGGGAGUUCGGGUUGAGUUUUCCCUGGUGGUUUUCGGUAGCAAAAGCUAAAUUUUGGGAACGUAAUUAAUAUUUUUUGAUUUUUCUUUUUUUAUUCCAACCUCUUUUUUUACUCCUUAUGUGGAUUGUCUUAAAUGCUGAUUUCUUUUGGUUUCUCUAAUGUCGAUUUUUUUUCCCAAAAAAGAACGGGUCUGGAUCGGUUUCUUUUCGUUAAAAUGGGUUUCUGUAGAUCCUUUAGAAUCUCAUCAUGCUAGCGGAGUGUGGACAUCCUGUUUUUGGGUUCUUUGAUGGCCAAAACUGGGUUUUUAAUCAUUUUAGUGAUGUCGUAGUUGUUCUUCUCUCCCUGUCUUGUUUUUCCAUUCAGUAUCUGGAGUUACUAGAAUUCAAUGUCAAUUGUUGUUUUCUGUUUGCGCUUCCUGAUUCCUUUAAUUCUGUUUUAAUUUGAUUUAUGGGUCUGUUGCUUUUUGACUACUUAUUUAUCUUUGUUUUCUUCUCAUUGGAAUCCAUUCCUGUUGUGCUUGCAGAUUGAAAAAUUGAGAUGCCCCUUUCUUUAACCAUUCUUUGUCUCUGUUGAGGUUCAUCAAUUAAUUAUGCAAAAUACUUCCUUCUCUGUCCCCUGUUGUUGGUUUCCUUAGUUUCUUGAGCUCUCCCUGCCUUUACGAUUUUCAAUGACUAACAAGCUAUAUUUUGAGAUCAGGUUCUGAACAUGAAUCGCACGACAAAUGGAAGCGACAACAGAAUGGUUCCAAACGACCAGGCUGACUCGCCUUCGAUUGAUGAAGGUAGUAGUGGGGGAUCGCUGACGAGGAGGAGGCCAAGUUUUCGAUAGAAGGGACCAUGGACAUCUGCAGAGGAAUGCAAUUUUGGUUGAUUAUGUCAAACAAACAUGGUGAGGGAAAUUGGAAUGCUGUCCAGAAGCACUCAGCGGCUGUUUCGAUGUGGCACAAAGCUGUCGUCUGCGAUGGGCUAACCAUCUGAGACCAAAUCUCAAAAAAAGGUGCUUUCACACUGGAAGAGGAGAAUACAAUCAUGAACUCCAUGCUAGGAUGGGCAACAAAUGGGCUCGAAUGGCUGCACAUUUACCGGGACGGACAGAUAAUGAGAUAAAAAACUAUUGGAACACCCGGAUCAAGAGACGCCAGCGAGCUGGUUUACCCCUUUAUCCUUCUGAUGUGUGUCACCAAGCUUCAAGUAAGAAUCAACAAAGUCGGACUGCUACUGAGUAUGGAACUGGUGAAAAACGGCCCAAUGAGGUCUUGCAAGGAAACAGUUUCAAUCUUCCUGAUGUUAUAUUUGACAAAUUCAAUGCCGAUCAAGGGGCUUUAUCUUAUGCAGCGCCAUUUCCAGAUAUUUCAGUGAGCAGCAUGCUGAGUCAGGGAUUUGGAUCCCAAAAUUAUAGCUUCAUGAAUCCAACGUGGAACAGUGUGAAGCGGCUUCCAGAAUCUGAAUCAGUACUUCCUGGCUUUCAUGGUACUGUCUCUCACGGACUUCCUACAUUUGAGCAGUAUUCACAUGAGCCUUCUGAAAAGAUCCAGCGGAGCUUUGGUUUAGAUUAUCCCUAUAAUCCAGAACCCAGUAGCAAGAUCGUGGUACCUUUUGGUGGUGCAGUCCCUGGUAGCCAUGCCCUCUUAAAUGGCAAUUUCUCUGCUUCCAGGCCCCUUGGUGGGACUGUGAAGCUGGAGCUCCCUUCACUCCAAUAUCCAGAAACUGAUCUUAGUAGCUGGCUUGCUUGCCCUUCUCCACCUCCUGAGGCAACAGAUACCUACAUCCAGGCUCCUCCAGCAACUGUGUCAGUGCAAUCUGAAUGUGUCUCACCAGGGAACAGUGGUUUAUUGGAAGCGUUGCUUCACGAGGCGCAGGCACGCAAGAAUCAACCAUCUGAGAAGAGCUCAAGUUCUCCUGUUACACAAGGUGACAUGGUAGAAAGUUCAGGGUUUAACCUUUGCGAGGCAGAAUGGGAAGAGUACAAUGAUCCAAUUUCGCCCUUGGGCCGACCUGCUGCUUCUGUCUUUAGUGAGUGCACCCCUCCCACUAGUGGUGGUUCACCGGAUGAGAUUCCGCCUUCCAAAGCGCCUUCCAGUUUGGAUAUCAUGGUAGCUGCUGAUGAACUUGUUUCAACCCCAAAUAUGGGAGAUAGAGACAUUUCACCCUGUCCAGAUUUCUUAAGGCCUGAUGCUUUACUUGAAGGGACAGAUUGGCUGGAGAACUCCGAGGCUGCCAACGAGCACUCUGCCUUGAAUGAUGCCACAGCAACACUUUCUGAUGAAGAUUUCUGCAGUGAGUACAAGCAAGUACCUACUGGAAUGUUAUCUGCAUUUGCUCAAGGAUUGGGCCUCGACUUGUAUCCAUGGAACAACAUGCCUCGUGCAUGUCAUAUGUCUGAAUUUCCUUGAAGUCAGUUAUGGGACUUGCUUCAGUAUUUGUUUGCCGUUGGUUGUUCAAAUAGGAUGUUUUCUUAAUGGACACAUGGCCAGGCAGGAGAAGCUAUGUGACCGCAUGUUCAGUUGUUGCUGUCGUUUUCUAAGGUUUGAUGAUGGCAAGUCUUUCUUGUCGGCAUUGAUGCACCGCAGGUGGUGCAGUUAGCCUAGGUGAACUCUUGCUCUAGACUUUUGUUACGUUUGUAGUAACUUCUGAAACUUGGUUAGAAACAAUUCCAUUAUUUGGGAUGCUGAUGUUGAUGGCCUCUAGUUUCCAUGUGGUUUGCUGACAGCUUAAGAUCCUUUGUGUGUGCUUCCUCCCUGAGAAGGAUUAAGCAUUGAAGUGUCGCUUGCUUUGCCAUUAGAUUGGCUUGUUUUGUUUUUUUAUUGUUCCCCUAGUUUGAAGAUUGUUUUUCAAGCAUGAAAUCAUUCAUCUUAAAUAAUGUGGUUAUUUUGCUUCUCAAAACUAGAAAGAAUGUUUCAUUCCA
This is a messenger RNA of Phoenix dactylifera (date palm), 2961 nucleotides long. NCBI's taxonomy places the organism in Eukaryota, Viridiplantae, Streptophyta, Magnoliopsida, Arecales, Arecaceae. The record is from RefSeq and is a predicted model, not a curated record.